GGUGGCGCCUUCCGCCAAGUGGCACCUUCCCCGAUCCGAUUAACGCGCCUACCACAACAACAACCAUUCCAAAGAAGAGCUCUCUCUCCACCCAGCCACCCCACCGACACCCACACCACCACCAUCGAACGCGACUUCAACUCCGGGAUUCACGGUCGCGCACCUCUAUUCAUACCAACUCAACAGUAAUUUCUCGCGAAAUACGCCCUAAGGAUGCCAGGAGGAAAGGGCAAGACCGGUGGCAAGACGGGAGGAAAGGGAGACUCGCACGUCAAGACGACCAAAUCCCACUCGGCGAAGGCUGGCCUGCAGUUCCCUUGCGGUCGCAUAAAGCGCCACCUCCGAACCAUCACCCGCCAAAAGACGCGCAUUGGCGCUAAAGCCUCCAUCUACCUCACCGCCGUCCUCGAGUAUUUGACUGCUGAAGUCCUCGAACUGGCUGGAAACGCCGCCAAGGAUCUCAAGGUUAAGCGUAUUACGCCGCGCCACCUGCAGCUCGCCAUCCGCGGUGACGAGGAGCUCGACACGCUCAUCCGCGCAACCAUCGCCUUCGGAGGUGUACUGCCACACAUCAACCGCGCGCUGCUGCUCAAGGUAGAGCAAAAGAAGAAGGGCAUCAAGCCCAUUGAAGCGUAGAAGUCGAAAAUUAGGGAGCCAUGUGGAUGCGACAUCUCGAACGUCCGAUGCGAAAUCGCGCAUGCGAGCAAGAAAUGCCUUUCUGGUGACGAUCUUCGCAAGAGCAAGGGCAUUGGAUGAGCGGAGGGAAACAUUCUUCAAACAUUUCGAGAAAUGGUGUUAGCCAGCUCCUCCGCUUGUUGUAUUGUGUGGCGAGUCGCUCCGGGCGGCUAGCACACGGCGCGCUCAGCCGCCUCCUUUUUUUCUUUUUUUCCCGAUGCU
Paraphaeosphaeria sporulosa is the source of this 897-nucleotide messenger RNA. RefSeq names its product histone-fold-containing protein. Lineage: Eukaryota; Fungi; Ascomycota; Dothideomycetes; Pleosporales; Didymosphaeriaceae. The transcript is spliced from 3 exons. The coding region runs from base 214 to 636 and encodes 140 amino acids. Gene Ontology annotation, cellular component: nucleosome. The record is from RefSeq and is a predicted model, not a curated record. Gene Ontology annotation, molecular function: structural constituent of chromatin; protein heterodimerization activity; DNA binding.